Molecule: messenger RNA, 1941 nt
Organism: Pteronotus mesoamericanus
Lineage: Eukaryota; Metazoa; Chordata; Mammalia; Chiroptera; Mormoopidae
Gene: GAB3
Product: GRB2 associated binding protein 3
Exons: 11
Coding region: 1-1911 (636 amino acids)
Biological process (GO): signal transduction
Cellular component (GO): cytoplasm
Molecular function (GO): signaling adaptor activity
Source: RefSeq, a predicted model, not a curated record
AUGAGUUCGGGGGACGCUGUGUGCACCGGCUGGCUCGUCAAGUCGCCCCCUGAGAGGAAACUGCAGCGCUACGCCUGGCGCAAGCGCUGGUUUGUCCUCCGGCGGGGCCGCAUGAGCGGCAACCCUGACGUCUUGGAGUACUACAGGAACAAACACUCGAGCAAGCCCAUUCGUGUGAUAGACCUCAGCGAGUGUGCAGUGUGGAAGCAUGCGGGCCCUGGCUUCGUUCGGAAGGAAUUUCAGAAUAAUUUCGUAUUCAUUGUUAAGACUACUUCUCGUACGUUCUACCUGGUGGCCAAGACCGAGGAAGAAAUGCAGGUGUGGGUAUACAGCAUCACUCAGGUCUGCAACUUCGGCCCACUGGAGGGUAUUGCAGAUUCUGUGGAGAGCCUCUAUCACACGCCCUCAUCCCUCCAGCCACCCCCUGGCAGCUCCCUUUACACCGCCCAUGCUGUCAGCUCCUCCUUGCCAAGAGAUGACCCAAGCUCUAAUACCAUAGCCACUGAGGAAACCAGAAGUGAGUCAGAGUUUCCCUUCCUUCCUGAUUAUCUGAUUCUGUCCAACUGUGAGACUGGAAGACUGCACCAUGCCAGUUUACCCACCAGAUGUGACAGCUGGUCAAACUCAGACCGUUCUUUGGAACAGACUUCAUUCGAUGAUGUUUUUGUCGAUGGCCUGCAGCCGGUGCCCUACGUUAACUUGGCCUACUCCUCACUCCAUGGGAAUGGAUAUCAGGAGGUACCUUACUAUGCAAGGCCUCGGGCUUCCCUGAUCUGGAAUAGAGAUAUCAAUGGGCCGUCCAGGGACCGCUUUUCUUCACCAUUGCCGGAAACUUCCUUAAAUUCCACCAUUCAGGUAGAUAAAAAACAAGGUUCCUUACCCUAUGGGGUAAAAGAACUAGACAUUGUGUCCAAUGUGCCACCUCCCCGACCCCCUAAGCCAAUCCAUCUCUCUGAACGGCGCCAAGAGGAGAAGCUCCUGUGGAGUAGGCACAGCAGCAUCAAGAAACCAGAAUGCACUACGGCACCAAGAAGAAUCUCUCUCUCUGGUUUAGAUAAUAUGAGACCCUGGAAAGCUGACGUAGAAGGCCAAUCCUUAAGACACCGAGACAAGCGACAUAGUUUAAAUUUGCCAUGCAGAUUCUCCCCAACAUGCCCCACAGCUUCAGCCAGUGACGAAGACAGCUAUGUGCCUAUGGCCCCUCUGGUCGCCAUCUCUGGUCUCAGAUCCCAGAGUGGCUCUGAUGACUACAUCCCAAUGAGCUCAGGAGGCAUCUCCAGCCCACUACCUGAGCUACCUGCACACAUGGAACCUCCCCCAGUGAAUAGAGAUCUGAAGCCUCAGAGGAAACCACGAUCACCUCCUCUAGAUAUGAAAAACCUUUCUACCAUCCGGGAACAUGCAUCUCUAACCAGGACCCACACUGCGCCUUGCAAUCGGACCAGUUUUCUCUCUCCAGAAAGAAAUGGUAUUAAUUCUGGAAGAUUUUUUGCCAAUUCUGUUUCCAGAGAAGAGGAAAAAAGCAACACCCAAGUGGGGCAACACCGAACAGUCAGUGGUUCUGUGAUGUUGACAAAGAAAUUCAGCCUAGAUUAUUUAGCCCUGGACUUCAAUUCAGCAUCACCAGCCCCUGUACAGCAGAAACUUCUUUCAGAAGAACAAAGAGUAGACUAUGUCCAAGUGGAUGAGCAGAAGACACAAGCUCUCCAGAGCACAAAGCAGGAGUGGACCGAUGAGAGGCAAUCCAAAGUAGAAGCCCCAGGAGAUCAUCUUGUCCUAGCACCUGAAGACACGGUUGGAGAGACCAAGAUCAGCAAUGGUGGGAGAAUCUGCACUCCUCACACCAUAGACUCCAGCAGACAAAUCAUUUCUGUCUCCCAAAGAAAGACAAUUCAAGUGAUGGGACAGUGAGUCCUGGGCUUCAUCAUAACCAUAUCAGAU